Messenger RNA from Panthera uncia (snow leopard), 3313 nucleotides. It is a transcript of the gene IFI35, whose product is annotated as interferon induced protein 35. Gene Ontology annotation, cellular component: nucleus. The transcript has 8 exons. The record is from RefSeq and is a predicted model, not a curated record. The coding region runs from base 218 to 1081 and encodes 287 amino acids. NCBI's taxonomy places the organism in Eukaryota, Metazoa, Chordata, Mammalia, Carnivora, Felidae.
CAGCUGGGGGCGUGUGAACACCGAAGGGCAGGGAUUUUGGUGAAAUGAAAGUGGAAGCAAAGAGCCUGCCGGUUCUACAUCAGAAGUGUAUUUCAGGUCCGGCUUAGAGGAGACUAAAGCCCAUCAGAAGGUACAAGCAAGAGUUCUGUCGCUGUGGACACUGCCACUUUGUGCCUGGCUCCGAAGCCACAACUCUUGCCAGCCGGACCCCAGGCCCAUGUCAGUGACCCAUGAUGCCGCUCUCCAUGCCCUUCGGGAGGAGCAGGCCAGACUAAAGAGGAGGCUGCAGCAGCUGCAGCAGCGGAGGAGGGAAUUUGGGGACUUCCCUCACCACAACCAGGUCCCAUUCCCGGUGCCCUUGGUCCCGCUGGUGUUCCGAGGACACACUCAGCAGGGCACAGAAGGGUCCAAGCCUUUGGUUUCCAAACUACGGAUCUGCUACCCUCUGCCUGGAGGCUCUGCUCUGGUCACCUUCGACGAUCCCAAGGUGGCCAAGAGGGUGCUGCAACAAAAGGAGCAUAAGAUCGACAUCGAUGAGUGCCGGCUGCGGGUGCAAGUCCAGUCCUUGGAGCUGCCCGUGGUGACCACCAUCCAGGUGUCCACACAGAUAAGCAGGAGGAGUGUGCUGGUCAGUGGGUUUCCUGCAGGGCUCAGGCUGAGUGAGGAGGAGCUGCUGGACAAGCUGGAGAUCUUCUUUGGCAAGUCCAGGAAUGGGGGUGGCGAUGUGGAGAGUCGGAAGCUGUUGCAAAGUGGUGUCGUGCUAAGUUUCACUAAGGAUGCAGUGGCCCAGCACCUGUGCCAGGCUGGCCAGUUUACAGUGCCACUGGGCACGAAAAGCUUCCCUUUGAGAAUCUCUCCCUUCCUAAGUGGGGAGAUCCAGAAGGCUGAGAUCGUGUUCCGGCCAGUGCCCCAGUCAGUGCUGGUGCUCGACAUUCCUGACGUCCUGGAUGGCCCGGAGCUUCAGGACAUCCUGGAGAUCCACUUCCAGAAGCCCUCCCGUGGAGGUGGGGAGGUGGAGGCCCUAACAGUCGUGCCCCCAGGACAGCGGGGCCUGGCGGUCUUCACCACCACGUCAGGCUAAGAGCCUGCCCUUCUCAUCCCCUCACCCGCACCCCUGCCAAGCCUCUCAAACCAGGCUGGAUUUGGGCGCACAGGUGCAAGAGAUCGUGCUGGUCAACAGCGGCAGGGAUUAUGGCUUAUGAAAUGCUGCCCAAGAACAAUAAAAGUGGCGUGACCCUCUUCUCAUUUCAUUUCCUGAAAGGAAACUUGAUGUGAGCACAGAAGGAGGAACCCUCACCUUCCAGGAGCCCACCUUCCCCUCCACUCUCGGAGGCAACAUCCAGGACCCAGGGUUUGGCUUUUUAUUGACACAAACACAAAGGCAGCUUCGGUAACAGUAACGGGGUGGGGUACACAAAAGCAGAAAUCGCCCUUCACACAUUUAGGCCUCAUUUAGACACUGAAGAGGCUGAGCCCCUCCCCCCACCUCCCAUUGGCAAUAGCUGGGCAGUAACCCUCCCUAAUUCCGUAUCAGAGAGCGGAGGGAGUUGUACCCCUGCGCCAGGAAGUCCCCACUUUGGUUCCGGUGGCCCAGGUCCUAACCACCCCCCUCCUUAUUCCCCUGUUCCAUCUCCCCACCCAUGUAAACAAAGUUUGGGGCUGAGUUUGAAAAGCUGCCCUCCUGCUCUGAGAAGGCAGUGGGCCUCCCUCGACUACACAAGAAAUGUGCUUCGAUUUUUACUUUGGUCCCAGAACAAGAAACAGAUGGCAUUGCCUCUCAGAGCUCUGGCUGGUAAAUGCCACACUUAUCUGCAAGGCUGAGAACGCCACCCUGCCUUUUUCCCCUCAACCACCCAGAGAGAAAUGACAGCCCCAGAGACGGGACACGGCACAGACCCCAGGAGGCUAGGGGCUGCCCCCCGCCCCCACUGGCACACACACAGAUUUUUGGCAGUGUUGUGGGACAGCAAAAGCCCACCUCCACCAGAACGAGGAAGGCACUGGGGAGUUCAGGGGUGGAGGAGGAGAUGUGAGACAGGGACCCCCCACCCACCCACACACGCAAGCACAGGUUUUCCGUUGCUAAGGCACUGAGAACAAAUCCACUAGAACUCAGUGAAGGAUGGGGCGGAGGGGGGGGGCUCUGUGUCCCUCCCACAGAGUCGUGACCUAGGGAAGCAGGUCAGAUUCCCACCCUUGUUGUAAGAGGCAACCUUGGUUAAGAGUGGCAGAAAACCUGCAGGUGGAAGAAACCCAGCUGUGCUCAAGGAGACGGGGACCAGAGGACAAGGCCAUGCAACGAGGCAACAGAGUUCAGAGGUGGGCGCCAGUUGGCCUGGGCUGAAGGGACAGGAGGGCGAGACAGGGACAUGCUGGAUUCACACAAAUUGGCCCCAUAUCCUGAGCUGACAUUUCGAUUCUUUGGGGAGGGGAGUGUGGGGCAGGGGCAGGAGGGGAGAUGAGGCAGAGGUGGAAGCACACAGAACUGGACGGAAAAGGACUGGCUAACCUUGGCACAAAAGCAGCACAGCAGGCCCAGGGAAAGGGUGGGGGCAGGAAGCAGCCGGCCUCCCUCUGACCCUCCCUGUCCCCUUGGCAGGGCCCAGACAUCCAAGUGGUCACUUCCCAACCUCUUCGGAGGGCAGGAAGGGGGGAGGGGGCCCUGCCUAAGGAGAAAGAACAGGGCAGGGGAGAGGUCAUCACCACGGAGACCUUUGGGGGCAAGUGGGCAGAGCAUUAUGAGGAGGAUGAAAUGUAAGAGAGUCUGGUGACCAACACAACGUGGCUCCCUAGCUUCUCUCUUCCCAGGUCCCGAGGGUCUGCCAGCCCCGGCCCUAGUUCUCCUUCUCUGGUCCAGGCACCAGGAGGACUUUGCCCACAUUCUUCUUCUCCUGCAUCUGCCUCAUGGCAUCCGCCACCUGGAGAGGAAGACAAGACCCGGUGCCAUCCGGCCCCUCUAGAGAGCCAGCCUAAAGGGGUAGCCCAAGUGGAAGCCACACACAGCGCGGUUGGUCGGCAGCAGCUGCAGCGCAGUCACACUGAACUGGUUCCACCAUGUGCGCGCCAGGGCCAUCAGGUUCCGCUUGGGGCCCGUCAGCAGGUUGGCCAUUCCUGAGGGAUGAGGAGACGCGGCCCGUGAAUCCAGGUGCUGGGCACAUCCCUGUCCAAAUCCAUGCUCAUCCACCCCCUCUGGGCCUCUUACAAUCAUCCACAGCAGUGCCAGGGAGUGACAGGAUAAUCCCCCACCUGCUGGCUGCCAGGCCCAAAUGGACUCCAGCUGACUCAAAAAUUGCCUGAAUCUUUAUUCACUUGC